AUGUUAGCCAAGAUUGCCGGGCUGGUGCUGCUGCUCUCACUAUUGCAGCUUGUGCUCUGCGCCGAGGACUACUACAAGAUUCUUGGCGUCGACAGGUCUGCCAACGACAAGCAAUUAAAAACGGCCUACCGCCAGCUGUCCAAAAAGUUUCACCCAGACAAGAACCCUGGUGAUGAUACCGCCAAGGAAAAGUUCGUUUCCGUGUCCGAAGCCUACGAAGUCUUGAGCGACCCCGAAACUCGCCAAAUCUACGAUCGACACGGACACGAGGGCGUGCAGAAUAAGCGCAAUGGAGGAGGGGGCGGCGGCGACCCGUUUGAUCUCUUCAGCCGAUUCUUCGGUGGCCACGGCCACUUUGGCGCUUCUCCUGGCGAGCCGCGCGGGCAUAACGUCGAGGUCAAGGUCGAAAUUUCUCUCCGCGACUUUUACAACGGUGCCACAAGCGAGUUCCAGUGGAACAAGCAACAUAUUUGCGAGACAUGCGAGGGUACCGGAAGUAAAGAUAAACAAGUCGACCACUGCUCUACCUGUAAUGGCCACGGAGUGCGCAUUGUCAAAAAGCAGCUUGCUCCUGGCAUGUUUCAGCAGAUGCAGAUGCGCUGCGACGCGUGCGGCGGCCGAGGAAAGACGAUCCGGAAUGUAUGCCCGACAUGCCACGGCAUGCGAGUCGAAAAGAAACCCACGACGGUAACACUCAAGAUUGACCGCGGUGCAAAGCGCGACUCGCGUGUCGCCUACGAAAACGAAGCCGACGAGAGCCCCGACUGGGUCGCUGGCGAUUUGCUGGUCACAUUGGCAGAGAAAAGCCCUUCACCAGAGGACAAUCCCGACCACGUUGAUGGUGUCUUCUUCCGCCGCAAAGGUGACGAUCUCUACUGGACCGAGGUGCUCAGCUUGCGCGAAGCCUGGAUGGGCGACUGGACUCGGAACCUCACACAUCUUGACCGGCAUGUGGUGCGCCUAGGCCGCGAACGAGGGCAAGUGGUUCAGAGCGGCCAUGUCGAGACGGUCAUUGGCGAGGGAAUGCCCAAAUGGCACGAAGAUGGUGAUUCCGUCUACCACAAACACGAAUUUGGCAACUUGUACGUAACUUACGAAGUUGUGCUGCCCGACCAGAUGGACAAGGCUAUGGAAAAAGACUUUUGGGUGCUGUGGGAAAAGUGGCGGAAGAAGAAGGGCAUUGAUCUACACGAGGAUAGCGGCCGACCUGCACACGACGAGCUGUGA
Akanthomyces muscarius is the source of this 1227-nucleotide messenger RNA. RefSeq lists its product as uncharacterized. The coding region runs from base 1 to 1227 and encodes 408 amino acids. Gene Ontology annotation, molecular function: Hsp70 protein binding. Gene Ontology annotation, cellular component: cytoplasm. The transcript is spliced from 3 exons. NCBI's taxonomy places the organism in Eukaryota, Fungi, Ascomycota, Sordariomycetes, Hypocreales, Cordycipitaceae. The record is from RefSeq and is a predicted model, not a curated record. Gene Ontology annotation, biological process: protein refolding.